ACUAUGUAACUAUCUAAUUAAUUAUAUAAUAGAUAUCUAUUCUAGAUCUAAGUUUUUAUUAUAACUUCUAGUCUAGUUCUAGAUCUAGACUAGAUCUUCUAAGACUAAGUCCGGACUUAUACAUCAAAGACUAAGAAUAAAAUCAUGCCUAAAGCAAGGACUGCAAUAGUUUGGUCACUCAAAGACUCACAACUGUUUCAGUUUCUCUUGGAUAAAUAUAGUGAUAUACCAGAGCCUGGAUCUGACACUACUAAUAAAACCUGCUUAAAUGGCCAUGCUCUUCAUAUUUUUAUAGCCAAUGAAUCAUGUUAUACAAGUUCAACAGAUAUAAUAAGUUCAUCCUUCGGAAUUCCUUCACCAGAAACUUUAAUUAAAUUAAAAAGAUUAAUUUACAAUACACUAACAAAACACAAAAAAAAUUUAAAUAGAAAUCUUGGAAAAAUAAAAAUAAUGUGCUCUGAAAUAUUUCACCAACUACCCUCUCAUACUGUCCCCAAUCCUGAUUCCAACAUUCAAACACCAGCUGUAGAAACCAUACAACCAGUAAAUGAAUUUAUUCCCCCUGCUUUAAACAUAAAAGAGGGACUUACACCCAGAGAAAAAGACUUAAAAAGGCGUUUAUCUUUGCUCUCCGAGUCUAGGAGUGAGGAAAGAAGCAGGCACAUACAAAAAAUGAAGCAAAUCAAAUUACAAAUUAAUGAUCAGCCUAAAAUAAUUAAAAACUUUAAGCAGUCAGUGGAGAGAAAAAAACAAACUAUUAUAAAACUUAAAAAGGAAUUAAAAAAACUUAAAACUGAAUCUGGCAAAGAAGAAAUAGCUAAAUUGAAAAAUAGAUUAACAGCCACAAAAAAUAAGUAUAAUCAUUCAAUAAUUAAAAUUAAAUCAAAUUAUAAAAAAGAAUUGUCUGAGAGGGACACAAUCAUUAAGGCCCUUCAGUGUGACAAACUGGUCCUUGAAGAUAAAGUUUUACAAUUAGAAAAUAUUAAUGCUACGUCCCUUAAAAAAGACAAAAAAACUUAUAAUGUAAUAGCCAGAUUGAUUAUUUAUGAUUGUAUUUCUAACAAUGUCCCCACCAAAAGAAUCCCCUCUGUAAUUGAUAGUUUGUCACACAGAAUGGGGAUCCUUAUUGAUUCUGUCCCUGACAAAAGUUCUAUUGAAAACUGUGUAAGAGAACUUGGUGUUAUAUCAGACCUGCAAGCCGCUGAAGUUGUCAUGGCUACACCAGGCCUAACUCUUGGGUUUGAUGCCACAACCCAAGAGGGUGUACAUGUCAACUCAGUGCAUCUCACCACCAAGUCUAAUACUUUAGUAAUUGCUUUAGAUGACCUGAGUGGUGGGACGGCUGAGGAUUAUGGGAAUCACAUCUGUCAAGCAAUUCAAAACUUGGCAGGAGUGUACUCUAAUUUUCACAAGACAGAUUUACACGAGUGCCGGGAUAAAAUUAUCCAAAAUAUUUCGAACACAAUGUCUGACCGGGCUCCUGUAAACCAUGCCACUGUGAUGCGAUUGUCUGAGUUGUGGGACAAAUCCUUGACUGAGCUUAAUUGCCACGUGCACCCGCUUGAUAGCAUUGCUAAAGGCUGCACGGAGGCACUUAAGACCCUGCAGACAGAACAAGGUAAGCUUUUUGGUAGUGACUGCUUGGCAGGUAACAUUGUCUUGCAGCUGACCAAAAUGCGUUACAAAAUGGGUACAGGCAAUCCCAAAGCUUUUGUUUCAUUUUUAGUAAAAGAAAAAUUAAAGAAGGGCCUUAUUCCACGGUAUAGGGGUAAUCGUUUUCAUGUAUUAUUUCAUACUAGUGGAAUAUUGGUCCUUCAUUCUGAACAAAUUUUAGAUUUUUUGGGAUCUGCCUCUGCCCUUCCUUGUGGAGGUCUGACUGCAGCAUUGCUGUAUGACCUCCAACUUCAAACAGCAAAAAAACAAUUAUAUGUCAUGGGCCUAAUAGGAAAACUGUUGACUGGCCCUUGGAUGAGAAAAUUUUACACAUCCCAAGAUGAUGUGAGAAAUAUUUCUUAUUAUGAGGGCGUCACAGUCAUUAAAGGAGUUCUAGCCCGAGUAAAUGAAUGUCUGAAAAAUCCUUUCAGCAUUUUUACAAGGAGCUUAGACUUCUUUGAUGAAGACCUUGAUGCCAAUGACCCUGUACUGCAAGUUCUUUUGCUCUGCCCUCAAGAUAUGCAAGUUGAGCGUAUGUUGAAAGAUUGCCUGUCUUCUAUUGCGUCUGUUAUCCAGAGGCAGUAUGAAAGUUUUCUUUGUAUGGAUGAAUCUGAGCUGAUGAAGCUUGAAGCGGAAUCUGCUAGGUCACAUAAUAUGGACUCAGAAGAGGUGGUUGGCAUGUUCAGUGCAGAAAAAAAACGUGCACCCAGUGCAACAGUGUGCUACAUCUCUUCUAAAGUCCGUUCCAAAAAGAACAAAACUGUGGCCUAUCUAGAUUCCCUGACGGAAUCAGCUCGGAAAGAAAGGGUCGAAUGGGCCAUGGGUGCUGCACGCAUUAGAAGGCGGGCUAAUAAAGUGAGGUCGUCUAGUGUGAAUGAAGAGAUUGUUAAGAGGGCAGAGCAAAAGGCCAGAGAAAGUGAGAAGAGAGAGAGGAAACAGAUUGAGAACCUGCUUAGAAAGGAAGACUUUGACCGAAUAAGGACAGAAAUGAAGGAUGUGACUGAAGAGACUUUGACUAAUGUUGUGGACAUUUUAUCAGGGAAUAUUUUUGGGAGGUUGAUUUGCCAUUACUGGUUUGAUGAAGGUGCGCAUUGUGGUAGGAUAAUGAGAGUGAAGAAAGAAUGGAAAGGAAAGAAAGUUGUAUAUAAUAAAGAUGUAUAUGAGGUGUCCUACUGGUCGAUUGAAGAGGAUGAAAGUGAGGGUGUUGAUUAUGACAUGAAUAAAUAUGAAUUAGCUUGUGACGUACUAUUUAAAGACCUGACUUUAAUGUAAAUUAGACUGGACAUUAGACGCUAUUGACAUCAUGUUUUUUUUUCUAUCCAUUGGCAAUAAUUGUGCAGUUUGAUUUCUGUCUUGCAAAUGGGUGUUCUUUUGAAUUGGGUCACAAACAAAUACAAACAAUUAUUAAAUAUACAAUCAUUCAUAACCUCAAAUUUACCUUACAACAAAUUAAUUACUAACUAUAAAAUUAAUACUUAAUAAUUAAAAAUUUGCUUAAAAAGUCACAAAUAUAACUAUCCAAUUCUAAAGAACAUUCUUUCAAGGAUUUAAUUUUAGAAUUACUUUUGAUUAUAUUGAUCUUCUUUUACUUUUUUAAAUCUUUCAUUAAUUUUUUUUAUACAUGAAAAUUACAUUUUACUAAAUUGUUUUCUUUCAUAUAUGAAUUUAAAAUAAAUUCCAAUGUUAUAUUUAGAUAUUUUUUUUAAAAGUACAUGUUAUAUUGAUUAAAAUCAAUAAUUUCCAUAACUCACUUUUUUACUAAAUUUUUUUCUUUCAUAUAUGAAUUUAAAAUUAAUUCCAAUGGUAUAUUUAGAUAUUUUUUUAAAAAGUACAUGUUAUAUUGAUUAAAAUAAAUAAUUUCCUUAACUCACUUUCGCAAAACGAAUUAGAGUACAUUGUGAUUCUCUAUUUCUCAGAGCUGCUCUGAUAUAACACUGUUCUUUGCCAGUUUCAGUAAAAAAAAUUUUUUAAAUUCUGAAUUUUUUUUUAUGUUACAUAUUGAACUGUACAUAUUUAUUUACUUUUCAAAUUUUUUAAAUACUAAGCUUUGCUUCCUAACUACUUUUCUUCCUAUUUCAUGCUGAAAUCAUUAUGCUUUGUGGCAUAUUUCAACUUAUUCUACUUUCCAUUUUAUAGUUCUUUAAUAUCAAUAUAUAUAUUUAAUAUAUAAUUAAAUUAAUUCUUACUUUGACAUGUUUACUAUUUCAUAUUAUUUUAUGCACACCAACUGUAUUCAGAAUUAUUUUGUAUGUAUAAAUUUUUUUUGGUUUACGUCUCUUGUUCUACACUUACAAAUCUGUAUUGUUUUCUUCAAGAAGGUUUAACAUUAAACUAUAAAAAAAUAUUUAUAAAAAAUUAAAUAUUUAAAAUUUAAAGAAAUUUUUUUUUUACUAUUUAGUGCUUAAACAUUAAAUUUUCUGACCACUGACUGCUAUUUUUUUUUAUACCAUUGAUUUAAUAAUAAAUUUUAUCAGUCCUCUCUUCAAGACUCGUGCAGUAAAGAAAUGGUUUUGUUUUCUUGGGUGUAAUGUUUCUUCUUAAUUUAUUUUUCUUACUCAUUAUUACAAUUACACAUCUAUGGCCAACACCUCAUCGUAUUGUACUAACAGUAGACCAUCAUUGAAUUCAAGAAUUUAUUGUUUAUUGGCUACAACUCAUGCUAUGGUUAGCACCUGAACUUACUAAGAAUCACCUGUAUUAAUGUAUGUCACCAUAAACAGUAUUAUAUGAAUGUUGUAAUAACACUCUAGAUCUUCAUUGCAUUCGACUACUGCUUACAACACUUGUCAUGGCUAAUACCUCAUCUUACCAUACUGAAUCAACUGUAUCAUCUUCAACUACUGCCUACAACCCAUGUCAUG
This is a messenger RNA of Biomphalaria glabrata, 4514 nucleotides long. RefSeq names its product transcriptional adapter 2-alpha-like. Gene Ontology annotation, biological process: regulation of transcription by RNA polymerase II; chromatin remodeling. Gene Ontology annotation, molecular function: transcription coactivator activity; chromatin binding; 3'-5'-RNA exonuclease activity. Lineage: Eukaryota; Metazoa; Mollusca; Gastropoda; Planorbidae. Bases 145 to 2925 code for a protein of 926 amino acids. The record is from RefSeq and is a predicted model, not a curated record. Gene Ontology annotation, cellular component: nucleus; SAGA-type complex. The transcript is spliced from 2 exons.